GGCUGUACUUUCGGAAUCUCAUUCGAGCCAAGGAAGGAGGCCCUCUCUCUCUCUCCUUCGCUCUUUUUAAAGGAGCUCGUGAAAUAAAAGUGCAGAAAACAAACCGAACGAUCGCAGCAGCAGCAGGAGGAGGAGGCGGAGGUGGAGGCGUAGCUGGAGUCCGGCCGGCGCUGCGGGGCUGCGGAGUUCUGCGCUGCUCCCAUUCAUUAAGCGACCAGAGGCGGAGGAAGGUGGCCGGGAGCGCGCGUCGCCCACUCGCUCUCGCGCACAGACGCCUGCCAGCCCCCCGCGUCCCGGGCAGCAGCGCGCUGCAAAAGUUUCUGCUGGGGUCCGGCGCUCUUCCCCUUGGACUUUCGAAGGAUCUGGGGUUGCGAGAGGAGAGAAGGCGCCCACAGGGAGCAAAGUCAGCGCCGGCUGCAGCUGUACGCGGGCGGCCGAGUGUGAGGCUGCUGUCUCGGCGGGAGGCACGGGCCGCAGCCAGCGCCAUGCAAAACUACAAGUACGACAAGGCGAUCGUGCCCGAGAGUAAGAACGGCGGCGGCCCGGCGCUCAGUAGCAGCCCGCGGAAGAGCUGCAGCAAGCGCGUGCUGCUCAUCUGCCUCGACCUCUUCUGCCUGUUCAUGGCCAGCCUGCCCUUCCUCAUCAUCGAGACAAGCACCAUCAAGCCUUACCACCGAGGAUUUUACUGCAGUGACGAGAGCAUCAAGUACCCGCUGAAAACCGGGGAGACCAUCAAUGACGCUGUGCUCUGCACCGUGGGGAUCGUCAUUGCCAUCCUCGCAAUCAUCACAGGAGAAUUCUACCGGAUCUACUACCUGAAGGAGACGUCUCGGUCCACGAUUCAGAAUCCCUAUGUGGCGGCCCUCUAUAAGCAAGUGGGUUGCUUCCUCUUUGGCUGUGCCAUCAGCCAGUCCUUCACCGACAUAGCAAAAGUGUCCAUAGGGCGCCUGCGUCCCUACUUCCUCAGCAUCUGCGACCCUGAUAUCAGCCAGAUCAACUGCUCCCAGGGCUACAUUCAGAACUACCAAUGCAGAGGCCCUGACAACAAAGUUCAGGAAGCCAGGAAGUCCUUUUUCUCUGGCCACGCCUCCUUCUCCAUGUACACCAUGCUGUAUCUGGUGCUAUACCUGCAGGCCCGCUUCACCUGGAGAGGUGCCCGGCUGCUCCGGCCCCUCCUGCAGUUCACCUUGAUCAUGAUGGCCUUCUACACAGGACUGUCCCGCAUAUCUGACCACAAGCACCACCCCAGCGAUGUCCUGGCAGGGUUUGCCCAAGGAGCUCUGGUGGCUGGCUGCAUAGUAUUCUUUGUGUCGGACCUCUUCAAGACCAAGACGACACUCACCCUGCCUCCCACUGCGAUCAGGAAGGAGAUUCUCUCCCCUGUGGACAUUAUUGACAGGAACAAUCACCACAACAUGGUGUAGGUGCUGCCCGCCUCCCGUGCGGGUUCUGUAAAGUGACUGCUGACAGCAAGUUCUUGCUGCUCUCUCCAGUCUCAUCAGACAGUAGAAUGUAGGGAAAAACUUUUCGCCCAGUUGAUUUUUAAAAAGGAAAAAAAAAGUCUUACUUUGUGGCCUUCCAAAAUAGGUAGUGUUCACCUAUGUGGAAACGACAGCAGACUAACACCGAGUGCCAGAGUCGCGGAUGUGCAAUGGGGCUAAGUGUUCAUGUUCUAGUGAACACAGGCUUGUUCAGGAGCAAACAGUAGCACAAUGUGAGCAGAGGCUGCUGGGCUCCUUUGUGAUCUGGGACCCCCCGAGGCCUGUGAGAAAAGCGCAAAUUCACAUGGCAGCACACGGAGCCCGAUCACAGUGAGGGCCGUGGAACUCCCCUCUCCCAGCCCUCUGGCCAUCGCACUCGACUCCCAGCUGUGGACUUUGGUGCAGGAAGUUUUGUUUUGGGUUUUAAACACAAGGAAUGAGCAAGUUUGCUUGGUCCAGGGAUCAGACCCCAAAUCCAAAUCCCCAGUCCUGAGACUGUCAUCACCUCCCCAGGCCACAGUCCCUCACAUUAGAGAUUAGGAGACUCUUUGUGGAAGAGUGAACUUCACAAAUAGCGCAGUGUCAGAAGAGAUGGAGGGUGUGGGCCCUCGUGUGUCUUCUUUGACUCGGCAUCCUGUGAUGUGAAAAUGUCCCACUCAGGAUGCCACUGUGUGAAUGCGCAAAUCACCAGGCACUUGCAUACUUAGGAAUGGCCAGACUUUGGUUCCUGUGUCUCCCUUGAAAUCACUGCUGUGUGCCUGCCGAGACUUCCUGUGAGGGUCCAGAGAUGAGCAAAGGCAUAGUCUGGUUUCUGUGCAAGAGACAGGGGAGCGGGGUGGGACAGAGUGAAAAGCGAACCACGCUUUUUGGCUACUGGAAGCCAGAAGGGGCCAGAAUAGCAGAUGGUCUCAGGCCUGAGAGGCUGCCCGUCAGCGUAAAGGAGUGGAGAGUGUCUUGGUGGGAGAUGCUCUUGCUAAGCUGUGUAAAGCACUAUUGUCUUGGGGUUGACCCCUAGGGCAGUUCUUGGUAGGUUCUGCUGGGCAGAACACAUGGGUUAAGUCUUCGUGGGGAGAGCUUUCCUCAUCCUCUAUCCACAAGUGUCCUUCCAAGAGAGGUCCCACUCCAGGCAGUAGGCAGGGACCCCUUCUACUGAACCUCUGAGGAAAGAAGAAAGGAAGAAAUGCUUUUCAGCCUUGGAUGCAAACCUUUCAAAGGGCUACACAUAACCAUAUGAGUCAACCACAUGCACAUCCUUACUACAGAGUCCGUCCUUUCAUUUCAACGUAUAGCGAGCUAUGAUUUUUAUAUAUAAAUAUUAUAUAAAUAAUGUAUAAAACAUUAAAAGUUAACUAUGUAAAAUAUUAUUUCUGAAACAAUUUUAGCUUUAUCCACUAUGAUUAUAAACUGUGUCUCGACCUGUGUUAUUUACUUUAGCUGCUUAAAAAAGCAUUGAGUUAAUUUUUUUAAUCUCAACUAAAAUAUUGUAGCUCUGUGGUAGCCAUUGUUUUACAAUGAGAGAAAUAACUGCAACUAGAGAAAAUUGUAUAAAAAACAUUAAAUUGUCAGUAUUUUUGUAAGAUUCCAUUUUGUAAAGAGAAUAAUAUUCAAAGACUUUUGUAGCAUACAAAGUGAAAACUUGUAUCUGCGAAACUAUACUUGUAUUAAAUGUGCUUUUUAAAUAAAAGCUCAUAACACAACUAAGUAAAUCA
Heterocephalus glaber (naked mole-rat) is the source of this 3190-nucleotide messenger RNA. RefSeq names its product phospholipid phosphatase 3 (gene Plpp3). Gene Ontology annotation, cellular component: plasma membrane. Lineage: Eukaryota; Metazoa; Chordata; Mammalia; Rodentia; Bathyergidae. The record is from RefSeq and is a predicted model, not a curated record. Gene Ontology annotation, molecular function: phosphatidate phosphatase activity; sphingosine-1-phosphate phosphatase activity. Gene Ontology annotation, biological process: cell-cell adhesion; phospholipid dephosphorylation; phospholipid metabolic process.